CCAAUCAGUAAAGAAGAGGAGAGAGAAUUAAAUAGCAGAGUUUAGAGAGAGAGAGAGGUAAGGAAAGAGGUUCGGUAUUCAAAAAAUAAAAACAUGGGCCAGAACCAGAAUCAGAUCUUGAAGAUGAAGAAGAAAGGAAGGCCGUCAAAGGUAGAUCUAGCUGAUCGUGCUGUUUUCAAGAAAUCGGUUUCUCCGGCGACGGAAAACGAUGUCCGACGUAGUCUCCGGCGAAGGACUGUCAGGUACUGUUUAGACUAUGAUGAUUUCUUUAUCGAUGAUUUCGAUGGUGGUGAGGAAGAAGAUGAUGAUGAAGAAGAAGAACAACAGAGGAGGAGAGAAAAGAAGAUGAAAUUUCUAAUGCAGAAGAGUAAAGAAGAUGAUGAUCCUGAGUCAACCCUGAGUCGGCGGCGAGUUAAUUACACAACCCAUGUUUCACCUUCAUCAUCUGAUAACAACGAAGAUCAUGAAGAAGAAGAAGAAGAGGUUAGAUGCAAAACAGAGAGGAAGAGUUAUAAAGAAGGAGAUGAUUCUGCUCCAGGGACUCCAGAUAGAGUUCCUCCAUUGCCAGAUAAGAAGACAUUGGAGUUGAUUCUUGAUAAACUUCAAAAGAAGGAUAUUUAUGGUGUGUAUGCUGAACCAGUUGAUCCUGAAGAGCUUCCAGAUUACCAUGAUGUGGUUGAGUUUCCUAUGGAUUUCUCUACUGUGAGGAAGAAACUUUCGAAUGGAUCAUAUGUCGCAUUGGAACAAUUUGAGAGUGAUGUUUAUCUCAUUUGUACAAAUGCAAUGCAAUAUAAUUCAGCAGAUACAAUAUAUCAUAAACAGGCAAGGACCAUACAAGAGAUGGCAGAAAGGAAAUUUCAGAGGUUAAGAAUGGCAGCUGAAAGGAGAAGAUGUUGUGAGAAAGAAGAAGUGAAGUUGUUAAAGAAGAAGAAACCUCUGACUACUGUAAACAGUAGCCGGAAUUUACAAGAAGCCAUUGUUGGUUCCGAUUUCUCAUCUGGUGCUACACUUGCGACACCACCUCCUCCUCCACCUCCUUUCGAUGCAAAUUCUUUGUUCAUUGAUGGAGAAGAUCUUUCGGGUAGAAAGGCUAUUUUCUCGAAAUUUGGAAAGAAUUCAUCAUUGCAAGAUGAGAACCGACGAGCUACUUACAAUCAACACAUCGUGAAAUCAGAUUCAAUAUUCUCCACGUUCGAAAGCGAAGCCAAGCAUCUCGUUGCAGUAGGACCACACACAGAUAAUUCCUAUGCAAGGAGUCUCGCCCGUUUCGCUGCAACACUCGGACCCAUUGCAUGGAAAGUUGCAUCGAAGAGGAUUGAACAGGCUCUGCCCUCGGGUUCAAAAUUCGGGCCAGGUUGGGUUGGUGAAUACGAGCCACUUCCCAACCCAACAAUUUUACUUGUGGAAAAAUCUCCACAGAAUUGUGAAACUAUAAGUCCUAAAUUGAAAAACCAUAUUACCAAUCAAGCCCCUGUUUCUUCUUCAUUAUCAUCUUCUGCUGCUGUUACCCAAUUAAGAGCUGAUCAUCAUCCACAAAAGAAGCCAAAGAAAACAAGCAUUGAACCCGUAAAACAAAUUCAAGUCGAGCAGAGUUUCAAGCCACAAACUGUUAAAAUUGAGCCAGAAAAUGCUCAAAAACAGAAUAAACCCGUAAAUGUUCCAAGCAAUGCUGCUCAAGCUGCAGCCCGAGUAUGGAUGUCAGUUGGAGCUUCGGUUAAUACAAAUACCAAUCAGAAGAAGAAUCCUGAUUCUUCUUCGUUUUAUAAUAAUAAUCAACAACCACCACCUCAAGUUUCGCGGUUUCGUGGAGAGUUUCCAUUUCCUGGGAUGAUGAUGCAUUUUCAGCCAUCGAUGACAGGAAUGGGGAAUGAAGGUCAAUUUCAGAGCAAUAGUAGUAGUAUUAGACCACAAAUGGUUUUCCCACAGUUGAUUACAGCAGAUUUGUCUAGAUUUCAGCAGGUUCAAUCUCCUCGAAGACAAAAACAGGAAUCUUUCGCACCCGAUUUGAAUAUUAGUUUUCAAUCAUCGGGAUCUCCUGGGCAAUCUUCGUCUCAACAACAGCCCGACUUAGCAUUACAAUUGUGAAGAGGUUGUUGUUGGUUGGUACCCAUUUUCUUGUCAUGUUUUUAGGUAUUGAAUUACAGCUUUUGAGGUCUAGAUUUUGUUUGUUUAUAGGUUUAUGAUGCCGAAAAUUAUAGCCAACUAAACUAAUUGAUUAGAUGUAUGCCUUUUUAUUAUUCAUCGCCAUUAAUUUUUGUCCUGGGAUUGUUAUUGUGUAUCUUGGACGAAUUCUUCCUCGAUUUAAUGAUGAUGAAUGGUUUCUACUCAAGUUUUUC
Impatiens glandulifera is the source of this 2336-nucleotide messenger RNA. RefSeq lists its product as uncharacterized. NCBI's taxonomy places the organism in Eukaryota, Viridiplantae, Streptophyta, Magnoliopsida, Ericales, Balsaminaceae. Gene Ontology annotation, molecular function: protein binding. The transcript has 9 exons. The record is from RefSeq and is a predicted model, not a curated record. Bases 94 to 2085 code for a protein of 663 amino acids.